GAAAAAAAUUAUAUUUAUCUAGCUAUAUAUGUUUAAUAUUCUAUAGAACAACUUCUUUAAAUAUUAACCUAGUUACUUUAGUUGUUACAUUUUAUUCAAUAUUAAAACCCUUUUUUUUCUAUUUCUACAUCAAAUCAUUAGAAGCUGCCAUUUAGAUUCAUAGGGUUAUGUCAACAAGAAAAACUUCAAAAUGCAUCAUACUUUACCUACUACUUUUAGUGGAGAAGUUAGCUACAUAAUAUAAUAAUAUAUAACAUCUUUUUCACCAACCGAUUGGAAUGAAGCUUCAUAAAAGAGAAAGAAAGAGAUGAUGCAAAUGCACUUAGCACUUAGAAAAUCAAACAAAGAAACUAAAAUGACAAUUGCAAAGGCACACCAAAUAGUAGUAAUAGGAAGCACUUGGGGGAUCAAAAACACUUUUCAUUCUUUUGUAGCAAUCUUAGCCACUCUUUUAGUUAUCACAACAAUUUAUCUAACACAAGAUAGAGGAGAAGAAAAACUAUCUCAAAAAAUUAAUGUUGCUAUUGAAUCAUUGUCUUCAUCAAAGUGUGACUUGUUUUCUGGUAAGUGGGUUUUUGAUAAUGAAUCUUAUCCAUUGUACAAAGAGAAGCAGUGUAGUUUUAUGUCAGAUCAAUUGGCUUGUGAGAAGUUUGGAAGGAAGGAUUUGAGUUACCAAAAUUGGAGGUGGAAGCCUCAUCAAUGUGACUUGCCUAGGUUCAAUGCCACAAAAUUGCUUGAAAAGCUAAGGAACAAGAGGCUUGUGUUUGUGGGAGAUUCACUCAACAGAGGUCAAUGGGUUUCUAUGGUUUGUCUUGUUGACUCUAUACUUCCCUCAUCUCUCAAAUCCAUGCAAUCCAUUGCCAAUGGUUCACUAAACAUUUUCAAAGUCAAAGAAUACAAUGCAACCAUUGAGAAUUACUGGUCUCCAUUACUAGUAGAAUCAAACUCGGAUGAUCCGGUAAACCAUAGGGUACCUGAAAGAACAGUUAGAAUCAAGGCCAUUGAAAAGCAUGCAAGGUAUUGGACUAAUGCAGAUUAUAUAGUUUUCAACACUUACCUAUGGUGGAGAAGGCCUCUUAUGAAUGUUCUGUGGGGAUCAUUUGGCGACACAAAUGCGGUUUAUAAAAGAGUUGAAAUGUUGCGAGUUUAUGAAAUGGCUAUGAGGACUUGGUCUGAUUGGUUGGAAGUUCACGUCGAUCGUAACAAGACCAAUUUGUUCUUCGUUAGCAUGUCACCAACUCAUGAAAGGGCUGAGGAAUGGGGAGCUACUAAGGGAGAUAAUUGCUAUAAAGAAACCGAUAUGAUUGCGAAAGAAGGGUAUUGGGGAAAAGGGUCUGAUCCUAAAAUGAUGCAAGUGGUGGAGAAGGUGAUUGAUGAUUUGAAAACAAGAGGUUUGAAUGUUCAAAUGCUUAACAUCACACAGCUAUCAGAAUACAGAAAAGAAGGCCACCCAUCUAUCUAUAGGAAACAGUGGGAGCCUCUAACUCAAGAACAGAUAUCAAAUCCAAAUGGUUAUGCAGAUUGCAUACAUUGGUGUCUACCAGGAGUUCCUGAUGUAUGGAAUGAACUCCUUUAUGCCUAUAUUUUUAAUCAAUAACAAAGAAUUUCACAUGGCAAAAAGCUUGGAAAAAGUGUAGUGUGUAAAAAAUAUACAUUUGUACAAACUUCUCAUGCUAUUUUAUAACUUUAUACAACACAUAAUUGUGAAGCACA
Messenger RNA from Lathyrus oleraceus (garden pea), 1713 nucleotides. RefSeq names its product protein trichome birefringence-like 34. The transcript has 5 exons. Gene Ontology annotation, cellular component: Golgi apparatus. Bases 308 to 1597 code for a protein of 429 amino acids. Lineage: Eukaryota; Viridiplantae; Streptophyta; Magnoliopsida; Fabales; Fabaceae. Gene Ontology annotation, molecular function: O-acetyltransferase activity. The record is from RefSeq and is a predicted model, not a curated record.